Musa acuminata AAA Group (dessert banana) is the source of this 1052-nucleotide messenger RNA. RefSeq names its product thioredoxin-like 1-2, chloroplastic. NCBI's taxonomy places the organism in Eukaryota, Viridiplantae, Streptophyta, Magnoliopsida, Zingiberales, Musaceae. Gene Ontology annotation, biological process: cell redox homeostasis. Gene Ontology annotation, cellular component: chloroplast. The record is from RefSeq and is a predicted model, not a curated record. The transcript is spliced from 4 exons. The coding region runs from base 255 to 737 and encodes 160 amino acids.
CUCUUAUCCCGUUCAUUUCUAUUCUCCAUAAUUUUCUCGUCCCAACGGCAGUUCCUCUGAGGAGUGGUCUGUCCUUUCGUUGUGUUCAUGAGACUGGGUUGGAGAGGAAGGAGACAGAUGUUCCAGGUUUGGAUGUCUUGUCUUGGAAGAACGACAUCAAGGGAAGGCGAUCUCUGCUGAAAGAACCGAGAGAUUCACACGAAUGGAGGCCCCAAAGCCACCCAAUUUCCCCAAUUCAUGGUCAGAACACUUCAAUGUGUGCUGCUCGAGCUUUUAGGUGGUGGGAGAAGAACACCUCAUCAAAUAUGACGGAGAUCGAAUCAACAAACCAACUGGUCCACUCAUUGCUGCAUGCUGAGGAUAAACUCGUAAUCGUCGACUUCUAUUCCCCAGGAUGUGGAGGUUGCAAAGCUCUGCAUCCCAAGAUAUGUCAACAAGCUGAGAUGAAUCCAAGUGUGAUGCUUCUGAGAGUCAAUUGCGAGGAGCACAAAGCCAUGUGCCGAAGUCUUCACAUCCAUGUUCUUCCCUUCUUCCGGUUCUACCGAGGCGCCCAAGGCCGCGUCUGUGCCUUCAGCUGCACUAACGCAACCAUCAGCAAGUUCAACAACGCACUCGCGAAGCAUGGGAUGGAUCGGUGCAGUCUCGGGCCUGCGAAAGGCUUGGAAGAAGGCGAGCUGCUGAGUUUAGCUUCGAAUCCAGACGCCCAUUUUGGUUAUCCAUGGCGAUCCUUGUCCUAGGACUUGGCUCUGUCGAUCCCUGAUGAAUCUUCAGUGGGGGAGGUCGAAGCUGCAGCAGCAACAGCUGCAUUGGCAUUGAGAGGAUCUCAAAUAUGUUAACAGGAUUGGUAUCGUUACAUUACAAACGCUCGAAGGAGACGUGUAAUUUCCAUGAAGAGUGUCCAUUUUUCACCUAUUAAUCAUUUUUUAUAUCUACAAAAAUCUGUAUUUCCUUUUUUCGUUUUUUUUGUGGAUCGAUCGGUUUCUUUGGUAGUAUUUCAUAGGUGAAUUGGUUUAAACCACCAUAAAUCUAUUAAAAAUAGUGUAAUUGAUAUA